AUGAGCAAAGAUGCCAGAGCAAGCCUGAAUGCGGCUUUGAUGGAAAGUCGCGCUUUUUUUGCAUGGAUGUCGGCGUUGCUGGAGGCUGAUCCACUUUCAACAUGGCAUGCACUUAUUACUGGCGCUUUUUGGUACGAGGACUUAAGCAGUCCGUUGCAUAAUAUCAACUUCAACUUCAACUUCAACUUCAAUCUCGAUUUCAUCAUUACGUAUUGGUUGGCUCUUCAACGGGUCAUGUCUAAAACCGUAUCUUGUGGUCAGGUAGAUGUCAUGGGCGGAUUAUCACUGGGCGGAUCACGGAUCAUGCUAAUGCGAGACGUUUGGGAGAUUGGCUCGAGAGACAUGCUCUCGAUAAGUGCAAUCUUUCAAGUGCAAAUCGGUGUAAAUCAACAACGGCUCUCAUAG
Molecule: messenger RNA, 405 nt
Organism: Colletotrichum lupini
Lineage: Eukaryota; Fungi; Ascomycota; Sordariomycetes; Glomerellales; Glomerellaceae
Exons: 5
Coding region: 1-405 (134 amino acids)
Source: RefSeq, a predicted model, not a curated record